GAUUUAUUAUUAAGUUACAUUUUUAAAUCCUGAAAUUUUUUAUUUUUAGUAUACAUGAUUUUGUAAUUACAUCUAUUUGAAACAGGUAAUUCAAUUAUAGAACUCAAAGACAUUUACAAAGCUGACAAUGUUCUUGAAUUGAAUGUUUCAAAUAUGAAGCGUAUACUCAUUAUUUCAUUUUCAAAGAAUAUAUAUGUUUUAGUUUUUAAAUUCUAAAAUAUUCACAUUUUGAUUUACAUUAGAUUUUUAAGUUUUCAAUUUGAUAUUUUUUACACGUAUAUGUAUAAUUGAUUUGAAAAAAAAUAUAUAUAUAUGUAUGUAUGUAUGUAAUACAGAUAUUAAGAGAUAUUAGUGCUGUAUAUUUUUAAACUCGUAAAUAUGUCACGAGUUUCAUACAUGAUUAAAAAAUGAAUUCAUAAGGACUUUAGACUUUAGAAGGCUUAGAGUGUUUAAACAAUAGAGCUCAAAGAUGAUUUCACAAGUAUGCUGCAUUUUUGUCUAAGAAUUUAUGAUUGAUAUCACAAGGGACCUUCUAAUUAUUAUUAAAACACAAUUGAUGAGAAAAUUAUUUUAUUUUCAUUAAUUGUUUAUUGAUCUCUCCGUCGUCAUGGAGUCAAAAAUGAUCGAUCUAACGUAGAUUACGUUCACGUUGCUUAUCACUGUUAUUACUUUACCGGGCAACAAUAAUUUAAAUUGAUUGACCGUGUAACAAACAAAUUUAGCUAAUCAGGAUUAUGAAGGAAAAGGGAAAAAAACGUAAAGGUGGUAAAAAGAAGGUAAAAAAGAAAUGUGUGGAUGAAAGAGAGACCCUGUCUUAUGAACAGGAAAUUUUGGAUAACAAUAGGCAAUUGGCACGUCUGAGAACACGUAAUGAAGAAUUGGAAAAAGAGGCGGAGCAAGUGAAAGAAAAAUUUCGACAACUGGAAGAGGAUAGGUCAGAUGUAAUUGCUUAUUUGAAAAGAAACUUAGAGGAAAGAAUAGAAGAAUCAAAGGAACUUACUGAGCGAUUAGCAGCUUUGGAAGAAUUACGAAAAGAGGAACUAUCUGCUUACAAGAAGAAGGAAGAAGCAAUGGAGCUCGAAUAUCGCACCAUGGAGAACAAUCUCAGCGCUGAAGUUAAAUUAAUAACUGGUAAAUUGAAUGCAUUGGAAGAUUGGCGAAUAGCAAGGGUGGAACUGAUGCAGAAGUUUGAAACUCAAGAAAAGGAAAUUAUAAAACAGGAACAGAUAAACCAGGAAAAACUUUAUGAGGCGGAGAAAUCGUUGGUCAUUGGAAAAGCAAUGAUGAAGAGAGAAAUGGAGGAACGUUUAAAAGCACUAGCUGUAACUCUUCGCAAAGCAACUAAUUUGCGAGUAGCAGAGACCACGAACCGAGCAAUUAGAGAAAACAUAGCUUUGAAUCUAGAACUGGAUAGCCUGGUGAAAACAUGUAAGGAACUUGAAAUCACCAGUAGGGAAAGCAAGGAAAAAGAGCGUAUGCUCAAGUUACAGUCUGAAUUAUUCGAAACAGAGUCGAGAAUCACUUUAAAAACAGCAAUGAAACAAAGAGACACUAUUCACAAAUUGGCAAAUGAAUUCGAAUCGAUGUUGUUGUACUAUGGACAAGCAAAAAGAGACAAUGAUCAAAUUGCUACGUAUGAGUUAAUUAUUGAGCAGUUGAAACAAAAGUGUGAAAAAAUUGAGCAGAAAAUUCAGUUUCUGAAAAGGUGUGUGUUGAAGGCAAGAGAUGAUAAAGAGCAAUUGUUAUUACAAGUUGAUAAGAAGGAUAAAGAACUAGUAGGGCUUAAAAGCCUGCUGAAUCGUGUAAGAGGUUGCAUCAUGGAAGCUUUAGAGCUUGAAGGAGAUACUAGAGGUCAGGAUUAUUGUGCCUCACAGUUAAAACAGCAGUUUCUACAGUGCCUUUGGGAAAUACUGGAUACCAACAACAUUACCAAUGUUUUGGAACAUACUGUAUCACAGAUUGAAAAUAUUACAUGCCGUUAUGCGGAAGGUGACUUGGGCCUUAUUGAACGUCCGAAAAUUAGUAGAUGUAAAACUGAAGAAAAGAAAGAUACAGUCGAAGAUAGUGUACAAACAAAAUCUUCAGAUCAUUCGGUAGAAAAAGAACCAUCUUUGCCCGACAGCGAUAUUAGUUCAAGCAUUCAUUCUCCUGUAGAGUCAAUAUCUAAUUGAAGAAAAAGGUGAAACAGAAGGAAAAGAAAACAGAUGACAAGGACACACCGUACUUGGACUUAGAUAACAUUAUAGAUGUACAAGA
This is a messenger RNA of Megalopta genalis, 2256 nucleotides long. RefSeq names its product cilia- and flagella-associated protein 157. Gene Ontology annotation, molecular function: microtubule binding. The record is from RefSeq and is a predicted model, not a curated record. Lineage: Eukaryota; Metazoa; Arthropoda; Insecta; Hymenoptera; Halictidae. Gene Ontology annotation, cellular component: ciliary basal body; cilium.